Messenger RNA from Physella acuta, 411 nucleotides. RefSeq lists its product as uncharacterized. Lineage: Eukaryota; Metazoa; Mollusca; Gastropoda; Physidae. The record is from RefSeq and is a predicted model, not a curated record.
AUGAAAAGUAUGGGGAAAAGAUGGAAAGUAGGGGAAAAAGAUGGAAAGUACGGGGAAAAGAUGGAAAGUAUGGGGAAAAGAUGGAAAGUAGGGGGAAAAGAUGGAAAGUACGGGAAAAAGAUGGAAAGUAUGGGGAAAAGAUGGAAAGUACGUGGAAAAGAUGGAAAGUAUGGGGAAAAGAUGGAAAGUACGUGGAAAAGAUGGAAAGUAUGGGGAAAAGAUGGAAAGUAUGGGGAAAAGAUGGAAAGUAGGGGGAAAAGAUGGAAAGUAUGGCGUAAAGAUGGAAAGUACGGGGAAAAGAUGGAAAGUACGGGGAAAAGAUGGAAAGUUUGGGGAAAAGAUGGAAAGUAUGGCGUAAAGAUGGAAAGUACGGGGAAAAGAUGGAAAGUAUGGGGAAAAGAUGGAAAGUAG